AAGUGUGUGUUGCUGAUGUUAACAAGUGUGCGGCUAUGUGUUUACAAGUGUGUUGACGUUGUUUACUUGUUGUUUUCAGUGGACCAGACCAGCUCCUACGGUUACAGGAACCAGAGGAAGUUCUCAGAAGACAUCGACUGGUCGUACGCAGGGACCCUGAACCAGGACAACUGGGUGAAGAAGUACCCGUCCUGCAGCAGCGCCCGGCAGUCCCCCCUGGACCUGGAGGAGGACCUGGCCCAGGUCCGCCUGGAGUACCAGGACCUGCGCUUCGAGGGCUGGACCACGCCCACCUCCGACCGGACCACCGCCAAGAACGACGGGAAGACCGUGGCCGUCACCUUGGGGGGGGACUUCUUCGUGAGCGGCGGGGGGCUGGGCUCUCGGUUCAGGGCGGCCCGCCUCACCUUCCACUGGGGGCGCUGCAACGCCUCGUCAGAGGGCUCCGAACACAGCCUGGACGGGGUCAAGGCCCCGCUGGAGAUGCAGAUCUACUGCUACGAGGACGACCUCUUCGACUCCCUGGACCACGCCCUGAAGGAGGGGGGGCGCAUCACCGCCAUCGCUGUACUGUUCCAGAUCAGUGUGGAGGACAACGACAACUAUGAGGCCAUUAUUAAUGCUGUCAACGCAGUCAGCCGCUAUGGUAAGAGUGGAGAGGUGGAGGCCUUCUCCCCACAGGCUCUGCUCCCCAACUCCACCCAGAGGUUCUUCAUCUACAACGGCUCCCUGACCACGCCACCCUGCUCCGAGACCGUCCAGUGGAUCGUCCUGAAGGAGCCCGCCGCCAUCUCCGACGCCCAGCUGGAGGUGUUCUGUGAGGUGAUGACCAUGCAGCAGGCGGGCUACGUCAUGCUGAUGGACUACCUGCAGAACAACUUCCGGGAGCAGCCCCCCCGCUUCACCGGACAGGUGUACUCCUCCUACACCGGCAGCGAGGAGCUCAGCACACCUGAGUGCAGCUCGGAGCCAGAGAAGGUUCUGGCGGUGGCCCAGAAACGCAGCAGCCUGCUGGUGAUGUGGGAGCGGCCGCGCUCCGUCUACGACGGUGCCAUCGACCGCUACGCCGUCCGCUACCGGCCCGCCGGCAACCCCGCACCGCCUACCAUCGAGUACCUCACGGACGGGGACCAGGACGUGGGGGCGAUCCUGCAGGACCUCCUGGCUAACACCAGCUACAGCCUGGAGGUGGUGGCCGUCUGCACGGGAGGCCUCCUGGGACGGCUGAGCGACCAGCUGACCGUCACCAUGCCGACCUACGACCCCGUAGACUCGCUGGACUCUGCGUGGGACGAUGUGAACGAGGGAGACUACGACCCAGACCCAGUCCAGGAGGAAGAGGAGGAGGAGGAAGAGGAGGAGGAGAAUGAUGUUGUGCUCGUGGGGCAGGAGAAGGAGGUGGUAGAGGAGGAAAUUGAGGAGGAAGUGGGGAAGGAAGUGGAGGCGGGUUCACCCGUGUCCACAGACCCAUCCAGAACCCCAGACCUCCUCCCACUCCUUCCUGACCCCAGAACCACCAUCCAGGGCACCUCCACCCAGGGUACCCCCACCCUUGCCCAGCCCACCCGGGGGCCAGUCGGGGCUGUGAGCUCCACGACAGCAGGGCUGCGCCCCAGUACUUCCAGUCCGCCAGCAGGGGGCACUGCUAGACCAGGAGACAGAGGAAGAGAGCAGGAGGAAUAUAGUGGCAUCCCACCAAUACACAACCACACACACGCUAGCACAGAGACACAAAACACCACGGACACACACAGAAGUACAGACACACACAACACCACGGACACACACACCAGCACAGAUAGACACAACACCACAGACACACACACCAGCUCAGAUUCACAUAACACCACAGAUAUACACACCAGCACAGAUAGACACCACAACAAGGAAACACACACCAGCACAGACACACACAACAUCACAGACACACACACCAGCACAGAUAGACAUAACACCAUGGAAGCACACAACACUAAAGACACACACACCACUUCGGACACAUACAACAACAUCUCAAACAUAAACACACCCAACAGUACAAGCACACUCAACAACACACACGUCCAUGCCCCCUCCCCCGGUGCAUAUGACGGUAACCGUGGAGACGAGGAGGCCGUCGCCAAUUCAAACGCCACAGCAACAGGGAGUGAGAGGUCAGAGGUCAGCCUCAUCCACCCACAAUCCCGCGGGGUGUCCGAGAAACCCCAGCUGAGGACUACAACUCCCAGCAUGCACUUCACCGGUAUCCCGUCAUACACCACCGCCACGGACGACUUUGAUUGGUCCCCCACGUCCGUCCGCCACCCCUCCCCCUCCCCCUCACCAAUCUCCUCCCCCACCCCAGAGGGAGGGGCCUGGGGGGGCGUGGGCUCAGGCUCCGCCCAGCAGGAGGAGGACUUCUCCGCCUCCGGUGAAAGUGUACUUCCUGUUUCCCCCCGCAUCACUUCCUCCUCCACCCCUCCCCCCCCCUCGGCCGAGACCACGCCCCCCACGGCCGAGACCCCGCCCCCCGACGACGAGCGCUCCUCCGCCUUCUACUUCGAGGCCGAGAGCGGGAGCGCUGCCGUUGCUACGGAGAUGGGGGGCAUGGCCUACAUGGGGACCACGUUGAGCCCCUCCCCCUCGUCGUCAUGGCGACGGCGAGCAGGGGAGGAGCAGAGCGGCUCGGGGGACACCUCCUCCGACUUCAGUAUACCCGAGCACACGGAGAGAGACCUCCUCCUCGAGGAGGUGGGGGAGGAGGAGGAGCUGGUGGAAGACGCCAGUAACAGCAGCCACGAGUCGCGGGUGGGGGCAGUGGGGCUGACGGAGGCGGCGGCGGUGGUGCCGCUGGCGGUGGUGUCGGUGCUGACCGGCCUCGGCCUCAUGGUGCUGAUGGGGAUCCUGGUGUACUGGAGGAACUGUUUCCAGACGGCCAGCUUCUACAUCGAGGACAGCAGCUCCCCUCGCGUCAUCACCCAGACGGCCUUUAACACAGACCACGAGGCGGUCCCUGUGAAGGAGUUCGUCAGACACGUGGCCGAGAUGCACCAAUCACAUGGUUUCUCCCGGGAGUUCGAGAUCCUGAAGGAGAGCUACGAGGAGCUCCAGGCGUACUCCAUGGACAUCGGCAUGACAUCGGACAGCUCCCGGCACCCCGACAACAAGACCAAGAACCGCUACGUCAACGUGCUGGCAUACGACCACAGCAGAGUCCGUCUGUCCACCCAGACGGACAGCGGGCAGACGGGGGAUUACAUCAAUGCCAACUACGUGGACGGUUUCAACCGGCCCAGGGCGUACAUCGCGGCCCAGGGCCCGCUGCGCUCCAGCGUGGACGACUUCUGGAGGAUGGUGUGGGAGCAGAGGACCGGGGUCAUCGUCAUGAUCACCAACCUGAUGGAGAACGGACGGAGGAAGUGUGACCAGUACUGGCCAAUGGAGAGCCAGGAGGAGUACGGCGGCUUCCUGGUAACGGUGAAGAGCGUGAAGGAGCUGGCGUUCUACACCCAGAGGACCUUCACCCUCCGCAACACACGCCUCAAGAAGGGGUCCCAGAAGGGUCGUGGCGCAGAGCAGACGGUGUUGCACUUCCAGUACACCCAGUGGCCGGACAUGGGGGUCCCGGAGUACGCCCUGCCGCUCCUCACCUUCAUACGCAGGUCCUCCCAGGCCCGGACCCCCGACAUGGGGCCCGUGGUGGUGCACUGCAGUGCGGGGGUGGGCCGGACCGGGACCUACCUGGUCCUGGACAGCAUGCUGCAGCAGAUCCGCCAGCAGGGGACCGUCAACAUCAAGGGCUUCCUGCAGCACAUCCGCACCCAGAGGAACUUCCUGGUCCAGACGCAGCAGCAGUACGUGUUCCUCCAUGAUGUUCUGGUGGAGGCCGUCCAGACCAGGGAGGCGGAGGUGGGCUCCGCUCUGCUCCACCGCUACGUGGACGAGCUCCUGACCUCCGGGCCGUCGGGGAACACCAGGCUGGAGAAGCAGUUUAAGCUUAUCUCCCUGCCCGGAGGCCAACACGGGGACUUCUCCGCCGCCAUGAGGGAAUCGAACCGCAGCAAGAACCGGCCAUCCUCUGUGAUCCCUGUGGAGAGCUCUCGCGUGCGUCUCUCCACGAGCUCAGAGGAUGCCUCGGACUACAUCAACGCCUCUUUCAUCACAGGCUACCGGCGCUGCAGGGAGUUCCUUGUGACCCAGCGGCCGCUGCCCUCCACGGUCCGGGACUUCUGGACGAUGGUCUGGGACCAGGGGGUCCAGACCAUCGUCUCUCUGCCCCACGGCGACCACAGCACCGAGGGGGAGGCCGAGCCCUGUGCGUUCUGGCCCAAGAAGCAACAGCCAAUCAGCUGCGAGCGCUUCACUGUGACCCAGCGCAGCGAGAACACGAUGUGUCUGUCCGGCGAGGAGAACCUCGUCAUCCAGGAGCUGCUGCUGCAGGCCGCCCAGGAUGACUUUGUCCUGGAGGUGAAGCUGUUCCGGACCCCCUGCUGGCCGGACCCUGAGCGCCCCCCCAGCAGCACCCUGGAGCUGGUCCACCUGGUCCGGGAGGCGAGGGCCGGGGAGGGGCCCAUGCUGGUCCAGGACCUGACGGGGGGCGUGGCCGCUGGGACCUUCUGCUCCCUCAUCUCAUUGGUGGAUCAGCUGGAGGGGGAGGAGUCUGUGGACGUGUUCCAGACAGUCCGUAUGACCAACCUGAUGAGACCUGGGACCUUCACGCAGCCAGACCAGGUCCAGCUCCUGUACCGGACCCUGCUGAGUCUGGUCGGGUCUCAGCAGGACCAGAAGCUCCUUGACUCCUCCCACACCGCAAGCCCCGCCUCCACGACCGCAGAGAGCCUGGAGUCUUUGGUGUGAACAUCCAAUCAGAAGCCAGGAAUCCACCAUCAGCCAUCACCUCCUCCCACCACCUCCCCUGCCCCUUGCCGUCAAUCAACAGGCCCCAUCUCCCGGACUGGUCUAGAACCUAGACCCUACUGGGACCACCAGGUCUGGUCUAGACCCUCGUUCCUGCUGGGUCUGGUCUAGACCCUAGGUCCUGAUGGGACCACCUGGUCUAGACCCUAGGUCUUGCUGGGUCUGAGGGGUCUACUGGACGUUGUUGACAGGUUGGACUUGUUAUUGUGCCUUGUUUUUUUGUACUUCUCCUCUUUUGUUGGUCCAGAUGUAAUAGGACUGUAGACUAACUCAUGCUAACCAGCGGCUCGAUAACUAACCGCUCUUAAACUCUAUUUAUCGGCCACCCGCCAAAUGGGUAAAAGGGAAUCUUUUGUAGACGUUUGAAUCCAGGCGGGCACUGAACCCACGAGACCACGCUAAUGUACAGAAUAAUCUAGAACUCAAUGGACCAAAUCUCUAUUUAUACCGCUAGAUUUUAUAUUGGACUAUUUUCUAGGGAUUUAAACGUAUACCAUUAAAUUCUAAUUAUGUAGUAGUAUGUUGUUUUUUAUAAUAAACUGUGCUAAAUAUUAUGGGUACUGACCCCAAAUUGUAGAUAGAGAACUAAGAAAUAAACAUCUUGGAACCAGA
Molecule: messenger RNA, 5508 nt
Organism: Gadus macrocephalus (Pacific cod)
Lineage: Eukaryota; Metazoa; Chordata; Actinopteri; Gadiformes; Gadidae
Gene: ptprz1a
Product: protein tyrosine phosphatase receptor type Z1a
Exons: 30
Coding region: 16-4836 (1606 amino acids)
Biological process (GO): peptidyl-tyrosine dephosphorylation
Molecular function (GO): protein binding; protein tyrosine phosphatase activity
Source: RefSeq, a predicted model, not a curated record